GAUGUUUUUCUCAUCCUCUCGUCGGAAAUGUUAAUACCCGAAAAACGAAUUAGUCUGCUGUUGCAACUGUGGUCGGGGAGGCUUAUUCCGUCAAGGGACCCCGAUUUUCGAUCCAAUUUUCCCUCUCCUCCCUCCUCUGCUUCUGAGUUCCGGGAAAUCUCCGAAUUUGCUCUGAACUGGUCCGAUUUGCUUGCAAUUCCGUCCGACCCCAGUUUGAAUUUGACGGUUGAUUGAGGUAAGCGACCGCCAUUUCGAGCCUUUAUUUGAUUUCAUCACCUGGGCAGCUCCGAAGAUGUCAUAUUUUUAUCAAUGAAGUGUACAAGAAAGAGGUUUCGAUUGUUUUGUUGCCCAUUUGGGGAGUUAUCAUGAAUUGCCACAAAGUUGGGUAUUUCCCGGACGAGGUUGUCCUCCAAAUAUUGGCCCGGUUGCCCAUUAAGUCCCUUUUCAGGGCCAAAAUCGUAUGCAAGCUCUGGCACAGGUUGGUGUCGGAGGAGUACUUUGUUCAUCUCUACAAUGAACUCUCGGUGAGGAACUCGAUGGUUCUGGUUGAGGUUUCGGACUCAUCGGAGUCGACUAACAUGAGCUUGAUCUGUGUUGAUAACCUUCGUGGUGUCUCUGAAUUGAGCCUUGAUUUCUUGAAAGACCGGGUUAAGGUUAGGGCUUCUUGUAACGGAUUGCUGUGCUGCUCCAGCAUACCGGAUAAGGGCAUUUUCUAUGUCUGCAACCCUAUGACCCGAGAGUUUAGGCUGCUCCCGAGAAGUAGGGAGAGGCCUGUGACGAGGUUUUACCCUGACGGAGAAGCAGCCUUGGUGGGCCUAGCUUGUGAUUUGCCGGGACAGAAGUACAAUGUCGUGCUGGCUGGUUAUCAUCGAACUUUCGGGCACAGGCCUGAUGGGACCUUUAUUUGUUCGGUGUUCGACUCUGAGUCAAGCAAGUGGAGGAAGUUCGUCUCUUUGCAGGACGAGCACUUCACCCACAUGAGCAAGAACCAGGUGGUGUUUGUCAAUGGGGCUCUCCAUUGGCUCACUGGCAGUGCUUGUAUACUCAUCCUUGAUUUGAAUUAUGAUCUUUGGAGGAAGAUGCAGCUGCCCGAUGAGGUUGGCAGAGGGCCAGGGAACAGGGUCUACUUGCUCGAGUCCGAUGGGUAUUUGUCGGUGAUUCAGAUCUCAGAGGCAUGGAUGAACAUCUGGGUGUUGAAGAAUUACGAGAGGGAGGAUUGGAAUUUGGUGGAUCGGGUAAGUCUUAGAUGCAUAAGAGGUUUGGUGCCAGGAAUCUUCCCGAUCAGUCAAACUCAGGAGUAUGUACUUUUGGCCACUCACAAGCAGAUUUUGGUGUACCAGAGGAAGAGCAGAGUGUGGAAGGAAAUGUAUUCUGUGAAGAACGGGUCCACGCUACCUCUGUGGUUUUCAGCGCACUCAUUUCGGAGCACAAUCUUCUCCUGCCAGUGAGGUGAUGUUCACUCCAGUCCCAUCCAAUUUAAUGGAUUUUGUGUACAUAGCAUCCGAUUUAUAACAAAUACUGCUGUUAGAUCGAUUAUUAUUGUCUGUUGAUUUCAUAAGGUUGUCUUGUAUUGCUCCUGUUAAAUUGAGUUGCUGUGUAAAUGUGCAAAAAUGUAGCACUCCAGAUCUUGGCAAUAAUAAAUUUGAUCAUUUCUCUUUCAAA
Messenger RNA from Punica granatum (pomegranate), 1662 nucleotides. The record is from RefSeq and is a predicted model, not a curated record. NCBI's taxonomy places the organism in Eukaryota, Viridiplantae, Streptophyta, Magnoliopsida, Myrtales, Lythraceae.